Messenger RNA from Capsella rubella, 465 nucleotides. RefSeq lists its product as uncharacterized. The transcript is spliced from 2 exons. Gene Ontology annotation, molecular function: zinc ion binding. Bases 1 to 465 code for a protein of 154 amino acids. Lineage: Eukaryota; Viridiplantae; Streptophyta; Magnoliopsida; Brassicales; Brassicaceae. The record is from RefSeq and is a predicted model, not a curated record.
AUGAGUUCUAGCUCAGAGACAUCAAUGGUAGAUUCGUUCGACCGUGGAGUGCCGUCGAAGUGUGUAUGUGGAGCUGGUGUAACAAUCUUCACAUCGAGAACUCAAGAGAAUCCUGGUCGACCCUUCUUUCGUUGUUUAACCAAAAGAGAUGCAAAGUCGUGGACAAACAAGAGAGAUGGUCAUAUGUUUAAGUGGGUCGAGGAUGCUGUGUAUGAGGAAGUUCAAGAUGCAUUACCAAAAGUAGGAGCUAUGGCAAAUGAGAUUGUGAAAACCAAAUCUGAAGUCAUUGCGUUGAAUGGUGCUUUACAAGAAUUGAAAGAUGAAGCUCUGUGGAACCUUAACGAAAUCCGCAAGUCUAAAAAGUGGAUGAAAGUGUAUGUUGUGUGGCUUUGUGUUGUCUCGAUUGGCAUUGUUUACCUAAUGGUUGAGAAAGCAAAGCAAUCGAAGUUUGUUCUCGGGUAUUAG